UCAGAGCCAGGCCCCAGAUCUAGGUCUCCUGAUACCAGAUCCCAUGUGCUUCCAUUUCAGACUGCCUGCAAGCGAUGGCCAUGCUCCUGGCCGCACAUCCAGGGUCCUGAGGUUGCAGGUGUGGAUGACUGUACACAGGGAAGAACACUGCGCUGGCUGCACUUCCAGUGAUGCCACCAGUGCUCCUGGCUCCCACCAGCUCUGCCCAGAAGUGCCUCUCAGAGGCAGGAAUCGAUGAAAUUUGUCAAGCCGAUGCGUGGGUUUGCUAGAAUUGGCCUUAGAAUUAAAACCCCUCAUGUGGCCUUUUCAGAUAUGCAUUUGAGACAGAGUGAAAUGUAGAGGCUGAAAUGCCUGGAAGAUUUCUUGUUUCUGUCACCACUUUUCCUGGCUUUUAACUCUGCCUGAUUUGAAUGAUGUGAUAUUCAGAGGGACACCUUCACUGAAGUCGUUCUCCAAAAAGACACAUCUGCCCAAAGAUUGUAUAUAUAAUCCAAGAUGGCUAAUCAGCCACCAGAAGACGCUGCAGAGUCUCAGGUCUCUGACGAGCUCGAAUGUAAGAUCUGCUAUAAUCGAUACAAUCUGAAACAGAGGAAACCAAAAGUGCUGGAAUGUUGUCACAGGGUUUGUGCCAAAUGCCUCUAUAAGAUCAUAGACUUUGGGGACUCCCCCCAAGGCGUCAUCGUCUGUCCCUUCUGUAGGUUUGAGACAUGCCUGCCAGAUGAUGAAGUUAGUAGCCUGCCCGAUGACAACAACAUCCUCGUGAACUUGACUUGUGGGAGCAAAGGCAAGAAGUGCCUGCCAGAAAACGCCACUGAGCUGCUGCUGACCCCUAAGAGGCUGGCCUCUCUUGUCAGUCCUUCUCACACUUCCUCCAACUGUCUGGUUAUAACCAUCAUGGAGGUGCAGAGAGAAAGCUCCCCAUCUCUGAGCUCCACUCCUGUGGUAGAAUUUUAUAGGCCUGCAAGUUUUGACCCUGUUACCACCGUGUCACACAACUGGACUGUGUGGAACUGUACUUCCCUGCUGUUUCAGACAUCCAUCCGGGUGUUGGUUUGGUUGCUAGGUUUGCUCUACUUCAGCUCCUUACCCUUAGGGAUCUACCUGCUGGUCUCUAAGAAGGUCACCCUUGGGGUCAUCUUUGUUAGCCUCGUCCCUUCGAGCCUGGUUAUUCUGAUGGUGUAUGGUUUUUGCCAGUGUGUGUGUCAUGAAUUUCUAGACUGUAUGGCACCUUCUUAAUUGAUACUGCAAACUAAGAAAUUUGACACACAUUGCAAUGUUUCAAAUUAGGUAAUUUAUCACAGAUUUUAUAUUCUCUAUGCUUAGACAUAUUGGCCAUAUGUCUGUGGUCCAUUUUUCCAUCAAAUGUUGACACAGUGAGUUUUCAUGUGUGCUGGAAGUACAAAUGUUUAUUUCUAUUUAGGUGUUAGCAGAGAAGCAAAAAUAUGUAAGCUAAGCCUUCAUGGAGCUCUUUGCAUGAGUCUUCCCAGAGAAUGGUCAGGAUUUCACUCAGCCCUGCUAGGUGGACCCUGAGGGGCUGGGCAGAAGUGUUAGCCUGCAGUGGAGUCUUCAUGGAAGGUUAGGAAUGACCUGAUUCCUCUUCUCAUCAUCGUUGAUAAUCUAUGAUGCAGGGUGAACGCAAGAGGAGAGCUGUUCCAAGACACAUCCACUAGAAAAGGGAGCACCCCCCACAGCUCUGUUGUUGGGGCUCCCCGCGUUCCCCUCAGCGGUUUCUCUUAGAAGUAAUGCUGCUCUGUGUGGGCUGCUACUUGACUUGAGGUGCUUGUUUCCUUUGCACGUGCUCCCUUGUCAAGAGGAAGCUGGGUGGGCCUCAUUCCCUUGUGUGGUUUUAGUCAAAUAUCUGUCUGCCACAAUAUACUAAAGAGAACUAAAAACAUUAAGUCAUUUGCAUGAAAGGAAACUUCAUGACAGUAUGGCCACUUGUCUUUGAGACGCAGCCUUUCCCCAUAUUUAUUUCCUCUCUCCUCUACUCUCUGAAAUUCUCACAGAGCAGUUAUAGUUCAUGGAAAUCUUCAUUUGCAUCUUUCCUUAAAACGUUUCAGUUUAGUUUUUUGUUUUAAACUACAUGGUUCACUUAGCCCCACCCCUUAUCCUGAGAGGGCUUCAUUUAAAUUAGUUGCUAUAAGUUUAUGAAGGUUUUGUUUUUUUUCCAUUGUAAAGUAUAUUGACUAAUUUAACUUAAUCCUAUAACAAUUUGGGGGUAAAUUGUGAUAGUGGAAACCCAGAAAGAAUGAAUGAGAUGUUCUGGUUCACAGUGUGACGUGCUGAGAGCCUAAAUAUUUUGCUGUGCUCUACUGAGUUAGCCAAAGUGUAAGGCUUAGGUUUGCGUGCCAGGCUAUUGCAACAGGCCAGGCAAAAAGAUGAGCAAGAAGCAGACAAGGCUGGUGCCCUACUGGAAACGACCCUUCCAGGAAGUGAAGUGAAGGUGGCGGAGUCAGUUUUAGAACAGAUUCAAGCUCUUACACAAUUUAUUUCAAGUAAAAUAUAAGCUAUGUGACUUCAGUGAAUGAACUUCUUUCAAGAUGUAGGGGAAGUUGAAUGUACAUAUUUAUGAAAAGAAAUUGUUCAGCAUAUUUUAGGUUUGAAGGAAUAGAAUUUCCACAGAAACUAGACAACAAAAAGCUUUUUAAUCUCUAAAAACCAUUACUGAUGAUUAACAUUAAAAUAUUUAUAACUCUUAGAAAGGGGCAUUACUAAGACAACUUUAGCUUAUUUGUGAUGAAACAUUUGUUGCGUGAUAUAGUUACAGUGGACCAGUUCCAAACCCCUUAUUCAGGAAACAUUGACACUUAUUUCUAGAAUAGUAGUUUGAUUUCAAUGAUAUAACUAUUAACUUUGAGACUAUGUAUGCCCAAGGUAAGUAUGACAGCAAAGUGUAUGUGGGAUAUGGUCCAAUGAAUUUCAGAUCCAGCUAAAUACACUUACGAUUUAAUAAACUCUACUUUUAGAUGGCAUUGUGAAUGCAAAUUCCAGAAGUCCAUUUGUACUUAGAGUAAAUACAUGGUUAGGAGAUGUUUUGUGGUUUGGAUUUAUAUAUUUAUAAGGUUUUUUAAAUGUUCAUUUUGUAUGAACAAAAAUGAUGUUAAAUUUGAUAUUAGAAAUGUAACAUUAAAUAAAUAGGUGAGUUGUCUGAUGAGAUUUCUAGAAAGCUCUGGACAUGGGUACUAUGUGUUGCUUAUUUGUAUAAUGUCUGCAGUUUUAAACUGUAUCCCUCUGUGCAUUGUGAUAGCCUUUUUUUUUUAGUUGCUAGUAAGUUGAGUUGGUUGUAAAAAGUUUUUAAAUGUAUGACAACAAAAAACUCAUUAUGCUGUUGAAUGAAAAAAGGAGAAUGCUUCAAUAUUUUCUUCACUGUGAUGUUUUGUUUGUCCAUUAAAUUGUUAUUACUUACAAA
Myotis daubentonii (Daubenton's bat) is the source of this 3409-nucleotide messenger RNA. It is a transcript of the gene RNF182, whose product is annotated as ring finger protein 182. The transcript has 3 exons. Gene Ontology annotation, molecular function: ubiquitin-protein transferase activity. The record is from RefSeq and is a predicted model, not a curated record. Gene Ontology annotation, cellular component: cytoplasm. The coding region runs from base 496 to 1236 and encodes 246 amino acids. Gene Ontology annotation, biological process: protein ubiquitination. NCBI's taxonomy places the organism in Eukaryota, Metazoa, Chordata, Mammalia, Chiroptera, Vespertilionidae.